AUGCCACGACGAAAUCAAAAAACAGCAAAAGGCAAAGAACCCAGAGCAUUAGAAUCAGACCGAUUCUGGUCUGCUGAAUGUCUUUUAGACGAACAAAUUAUAAAAGGCAAAUUAAAAUAUUUAGUAAAAUGGGAAGGUAGAGAUAGAAAUGGGAAAGAUUGGGAUCCGACUUGGGAGCCACCAUGUAAUAUUUCUGAUGAUUUAAUAAUGGAAUGGAAUUCAAAAAAAUAUUCAAUGGAAAUGAAAAGUCAAAAUGUUAUUGAAAUCUCAAGUAUUGAAGAUAAUAUUGAUUCAAGUGAUGGUAAUCAUACACCUCUGAUUUCUGAAUGUGAAUCAAUAUUAAAUAAUAAAUCAGCAGAAUUUCAAACAAACCAAGCCUUUUUAAAGUUUAUUCAUGAAAUUAGUUCAAGGAUGGAAGAUGGUAAAAAUUGUGAAUUAUAUUCAUCAAAUAAUGUUAAAGGCUAUAAACGAACUAAUACUAUAAAAGAACAACAGAGGGAACAUUAUAGAAAGAUUUUUGAUAAAUGUGAAGAUUUUAUUGAAUAUUUAAAUUCAUCAAAUGAUACAUUAAAUAAAGAAGUAUGUGCUAUAAAAACAAAAUUAGAAGAAGAAAUAAAAAAAGGUGAUCCAAAUGUAGGACCUUCUGUAAUAAAGCUGGAAAGUUUACAAGAAGAAUAUAACAAUAUAAAUGAUUUGAAAAAAGUUAGAGAUGGAUAUAUCAAAGAAAUAAGUUCUGCACAUUCUUCAGAUGAAAAUUCUGAGCCAGAAUUUUCAUCCGAAGAACAUGCAGAACUUAUUUCUUUAAGAUUAAUUUGUAAAAACUUAGAAGAAAAUAUUAAAUUGGAAGGAGUCAAUUAA
This is a messenger RNA of Entrophospora sp. SA101, 858 nucleotides long. NCBI's taxonomy places the organism in Eukaryota, Fungi, Glomeromycota, Glomeromycetes, Entrophosporales, Entrophosporaceae. The record is from the annotation of a GenBank genome assembly.